This is a messenger RNA of Drosophila novamexicana, 4479 nucleotides long. RefSeq names its product tyrosine-protein phosphatase non-receptor type 21 (gene Pez). Gene Ontology annotation, molecular function: protein tyrosine phosphatase activity. The record is from RefSeq and is a predicted model, not a curated record. NCBI's taxonomy places the organism in Eukaryota, Metazoa, Arthropoda, Insecta, Diptera, Drosophilidae. The transcript is spliced from 7 exons. Gene Ontology annotation, cellular component: cytoskeleton. Bases 253 to 4107 code for a protein of 1284 amino acids. Gene Ontology annotation, biological process: protein dephosphorylation.
UUUAAAUAACUUUUAAUUAUUUAAUUUUAAUGCUUAACGUGUACACAACUGUGUUCGAUUCAAAGUGCCUUACAAGCUGUACACAAACAGCUUGAAAAUAUCAACAACCAACAAAAUCCAAUUGUGUAAUUUACAUGCAAAUGUCGUUGGUACCUGCUGGCCAACAACAGCAACACCUCAGCCAAAGCCCACAGCAGCAGCAACAGCAGCAGCGUGUCUUGCGUAUAGUUCCAAACACACAACGGCACGGAAAUGCCUUUGAAAUUCUUUAAAAAAUGUCGACAAUAUAAUGUGACGUCCAAAAAUUUAUUUGUUAUAAAUGUGCAUCAUUUGCUAGAUACCUCGAGCACCGUCGACUGCACCAUCAGCUCGGAGAGCAAGGGCCAGGAGUGCCUGGAUAAUGUGUGCCAGCGUCUGUAUAUCCAGCAGCCGGAAUUCUUUGGACUGCGCUACUUGGUCAAGGACAAGGAGGACGAAUACAAAUGGCUGGACCUGGAGCGUUCGCUCAGUCGCCAGCUGGUCAAAUAUGGAGCGGACAACAAGAUGUAUUUGCGUGUGCGCCAUUAUGUGACGACGGGUGUGCGGCAUCUGAACGACGAGGCGACACGCUUCUAUUACUUCCUCCAGCUGAAGAGCGACAUCUACGAGGGGCGCAUCGCCUGCGAUAUACGCACGGCCAUCCUGCUGGCGCUCUACUGCCGCCAGGCGGAGUAUGACAGCUAUCAGGGCGACAAGCAGUCCAAGGACUACCUGAAGAAGUCGCUGGUGCUGCCGCGCAAUAUGCAGGGCCUGGCCAACGACGACAGCAUGCUGGACGGCCUGAUCAUGGAGGUGCUGCAGCAGCAUGCGGGCCUGGCGCAUCUGAAUCAGAGCCAGGCGGAGGAGAUGUAUAUACAAUGCUGCCAGCAGCUGGAUGGCUAUGGCGAGGAGCGCUUCCCGGCCAAGGAUACGCUGGGCAAUGAUCUGCUGCUCGGCUUGGCUAUCAAUGGCAUGGUUGUGAAUGCGGACAACGGCAGACAGUAUUUCCCCUGGAAGGAGUUCCACACGGUGACCAUUGACAAGCGCACCAUCAAAAUCGAGCAGAACAAGCUCGACGGCGACGGCAGUAUUGUGGGCAGCUUCAUCUUCAGCGAGGCGGACAUUGCACGCUACUUCUGGAAGCUGUGCAUCAUGCAGCACAAGUUCUUCAAGCGCUACAUAGACACGGACACGCCCUCCAGCUUGGGCAGCAGCGUUGGCGCCGACAUGGAGAGCAGCAAUGGGCACACACUGGGUGGCGAUAGUGUGGGCUAUGUGGAGUACGAUUACGUGGCGGCCGCGGAGCAGCAACAGUUGCAGCAGCAGCAGCAGCAACAAUUGCAACAACAACAGCAGCAGCAACAGUUGCAGCAGCAUCAGCAACAACAACAACAGCAGCAGCAACAGCAGCUGCUCUCGUCCAAUAUUUCGCUGGCGGCCAGUCACAGCCAGCUGCUGGGCCAGAGCAGUAGCUGUUUGGAUUUGAGCAACAACAAUUUGCACAGCAGCAACAGCAUGUUGCAUCACAACAACAACAACAACGGCAACGGCAGCAACAACAACAACAGCAGCACGGACACACACGAACGGGAACGCCUCAAGGCCAUGCUGCCCACCUAUCGACCCGCACCGGACUACGAGACGGCCGUACAGCUCAAGUAUCGCACGCCCUCCGCCGAUCUGCACAAUGUGGCCCUGGCGCUGGCGACGCCCGGCAAUGCGGCCGCCUACUAUGCGGGCUCCCAGCCCGAUGUCCACAAUCCGGCCGUCUAUGGCGAGAGCCUGAUGUUUGGCCAUCAUUUGACGGCGGCGCACCGAUAUCCGGAUGUGGCGCAGCCGGCGGCUGCAUUGCACGCACAUCAUCAUCAUCUCAAUUUCUAUCAGACACAGCAACAGCAGCAGCAGCAGCCGGCUGCCUAUUUGGAGCUGUCGCAGCGCAUGCACAUGAUGCGGCACAAGGCGCCGCCGCCGUAUCCGGUGAAUCGGCUGAGCUCCUCGUCUACGCCGGAUUUGGCUGUGGCCACGCCGCGUUCGCUGCAGGGUUAUCGCAAUUAUGUGUCCGGCUCAUCGCCCGAUCUGGUGUCCAAUCGCAAUCUGCUUAACGGCGGCCAGUUUGUGGCCUUGGCCGGCGCUGCAGGCGGUGUCCAUGGCGCCGGCGGUAAUGUGCCCACAUCCUCGGGCGCCACAAUGCUGCAUCAGUAUCCGUACAUUGGCCACAUGGGCCACUCGCAACCGUAUCUGCCGCCACAUGGCACCUUCGAGAACCUCAACAUGAUCGAGGAGCAGCCGUCCAUUAUGUCCCAGCUGCGUCAGUCGGCGAUGAGUCAGGCCGCCGCCGCAGCAGCAGCCGUCCAGAGCUCACCCACUCUGCCGCCCAGCGGUUAUCGCAGCUCGGCACCACCGCCGGCGAGCAGUCCACAGCCGGCGGCUACGACGCCGACGCCUUUGCAGCGCAGCGCCAUGAACGGCUCCAUUGAGCCCAUCUAUGAGAAUGUGCCGCUGCCGCAACGUGCCAGCGGUGGCAGCGGCGGCGGCGGCAAUGCCAAUGCGGAUGCCAUGCGGCAACGGGCCUCCUCCAUACAAUCUGCGCCGCCGGGCGUGGCGCCCGUGCCCGCUGCACGGCAUGCCAACUCCAAUAAGAAGAACAACAGCAACAACAAUGUGGUUACGCUGACUGUCAAUGCUCAGGCGGACGAUGAGAUUACCAGGAAUAUUAAGAAAUACGGCGCCGAUCGUGCGGCCAGCACGGAGCUGCAGUUCCUGGAGCCACAGGCACCGCAGCGUGCGGCACGAGCCGCCAGCGCAGCGCCCGCCAUUGGUGCCACGGCGCCGCCGCGUCAGCAUCGCUCGUCGGCCAGCCUGAACAAGUCCACGGUGGAUGUGAUAUCGCCGGCGGGCGACUCGUUGUUGCAUCAGCAAUUCAGUGCCAUGAAUCUGUCAGCCAAUACAUCUGCGUCCACGUCUUCCAUGUUCAACUCCACGCUGGACACCACCGGCUCCUCGUCGGCCAGCAAGGAUGUGAAGCGUCGCCGGCGCUGGAACAUUUUGUCGCGCAGCAAAACGCCCGAUAAACAAAAGUCUGCCACGCUCGGCAGAGAGAAGGCCAGCACAGCCGCUCAACAUGCCAAGCUGGCAACGAAAAUGAAGCUGGCCCAGGACGAUCUCAAUCUGCCGCAUCGUUGGUCGACGGGUGUUAGCAAGCCGCAGCCCAUAUCGGGGCAGUAUUCAAAGGAUAAAUUGUGCCAGAUAUUGAACGAUAAACUGCAGGAUGCCCAGCUCUUUAUGGAGUUCGAGCGCAUACCGAAGAGACGUGAGCACGCGCAAUACGACUGUGCGCUGCUGGAGGAGAACGAACUUAAGAAUCAUGAUCCCAAUUUUCUGCCAUAUGAUGAUAACCGCGUGCGUCUGACGCCAUCAAUGGACAAUCGCCAUGGCUAUGUGAAUGCUUCAUAUAUAUCGGCCACCGUCGGCACGAAGCAGCGAUUUUAUAUUGUAGCCCAAUCACCGCAGGAGUCGCAAACGAUGCGCAUCUUCUGGCAGUGCGUGUGGGAGGCGGAUGUUUACCUGGUGGUGCAGCUGACGGAGGAUAUCAGCUACAUACCGCUCAGCAGUCAGGAGGGCAUGGAGUUUGGACAUUUCCAGGUGUAUCAGGAAUUCUCACAAACCACAGAUCGCUGCACCACAAGCAAAUUGCGUUUGUAUCAUGCACCAUCGCGUCGCUAUCGAUCCGUGUGGCAUCUGCAAUACGCUGACUGGGCGGAGCAGAAUUGUCCACGUGAUGUCAAUCACUUUCUCGACUUUCUUGAGGAACUCAAUUCGGUUAGAUUGGCAUCCACGCACGAGGUGCCACGUGGACACAACACAAAUCCGCCGGUGCUCAUACACUGCCUGGAAGGUGGCGGACGUUCGGGUGUUACACUGACGGCUGAUCUAUUACUCUAUACGCUGGAUCACAAUGAGGACUUGGACAUACCGCGCGUCAUUGGACAGCUGCGACAUCAGCGGGACAGCAUUAUACCAUCGCUAGCGCAAUAUAAGUUUAUAUAUAAUCUGCUCAUAACCUAUCUGAAGCGCACGCGGUUAAUCUAAACUAAAUCACUUGCUCCAAUAGUAUUUCUCAUUUAAGUUUAACCUUAUGAAUAACGAGAGAGAAAAGAAAACGAACAACUUUUGGGUAACCACAAAGACUUGGUUUCAUAUUUUUCAUGUAAUAAUAAGUACCACGAUUUUUCCAAUAUGGGGCAGCUAUAAACCACCAUACUAUGAUCAUUUUGUCAAAUUACUUUGUGAUCCUAAAUUUGUAUGCUUAAGAUUCAGAAUUUGUUACCAAAAUUUAAGCGCUCCACCCAAUGCAAAACAAAUUUUGUAUUAAUCAUAGUGCUUAGGUUUAAAGCCAAAUUAUUUAUACAUUCUUUUUAAUGAACCAAUUGAUAUGCAUAACGCAACGCAAAGCAAUAAAAA